Messenger RNA from Capsicum annuum, 2468 nucleotides. Its product is annotated as O-fucosyltransferase 19. Gene Ontology annotation, cellular component: cytoplasm. The record is from RefSeq and is a predicted model, not a curated record. The transcript has 8 exons. The coding region runs from base 166 to 2094 and encodes 642 amino acids. NCBI's taxonomy places the organism in Eukaryota, Viridiplantae, Streptophyta, Magnoliopsida, Solanales, Solanaceae.
AUAUUAUACACAAACAAAGCAACGGUUCACAAUUCACAAAUUGGCAAAAAUUUCACUUAUUUUUCUCUUUCCCUCUCAUAAUUUUCUCACACAGAAAAUUAUUUUUUUUGACUUUCUGUAGAUUCUGUGUGAAUACAUACAAGUCAUACGAAAUUCUCCAUUGAAAUGUCAAGCGGUGGCACCACUACCACCACCACGAGCACAACCACCACCAACUCCGCCACUGUUAUCCCCAUAACCACCACCGCUCACCACCGUCGUCGCGUCGCAGAUACUAUGUCAACCGACCCAGAAUACAACAUCUCCGAUGACGAUAACGAUAGUAACAACAACAGAAACGCAGAAAUUAGCGACAUAAAUAUUAAUAAUUGCGGUGUUUUUCAUCAUUAUCAUCAUCAUCAUCAUACGUUAGUAAAAUAUUUAUUGGUACGAAAAAAGCUACCGGAAAAUAUUGUGUUUAGAGUAGAAGAAUGGGUAUUAAGCGUUGUUACAAUUAUGCAGUCAUUGAGAUCAAGGAAGAAUAUGGUUCGCACCGUUUUCGGGCUGUUACUAUUCUUUAUGGUGGCUUCUGUGUUCUUCAAGUUUUCGUUCAAUGUUGAUGAUGUUAAUGGGAAUUUAUUGAAAAGAGAAAAUGGUAUUUUUGUUCUUCCUAAUUUCAAGAAUGAUUUGGUUAAUGCACAGAGGGUACUUUCGGAAUCAGAGUCGUCGUCCUCUUCGUCUUCUGGGGAUUUUGUGCAAAAACGUCAGAUGAAGGAGAUACCAGUACCAGAAAUAUGGAUGAAGCCAAACAGUGAUAGCCAUUACCAAUGCAUUUCCCGGCCAACGAAUCGCAUAAUAACUGGUUCAUCGACGAAUGGCUAUAUCUUAGUCCAUGCGAAUGGAGGACUAAACCAAAUGAGAACAGGGAUAUGUGAUAUGGUCGCUAUUGCAAAAAUAAUGAAUGCCACUCUUGUUCUUCCUUCCCUUGACCAUGAAUCCUUUUGGACAGAUACAAGUAAUUUUAAAGAUAUUUUUGAGUGGAGACACUUCAUUGAAGUACUAAAGGAUGAUAUUAAGAUUGUUGAGUCUUUGCCACCAAAAUAUGCAGCCGUGAAACCCCUUCAAAAGGCACCUGUGUCUUGGUCAAAGGCUAGUUACUACAGAGGAGAGAUACUUUCUUUACUAAAGAAGCACAAGGUGAUACAAUUUACCCACACAGAUUCAAGGCUUGCUAACAAUGGCCUGGCAUUAUCCAUUCAAAGGCUUCGCUGUAGAGCUAAUUAUCAGGCUUUGCGUUACACGAAUAAGAUCGAGGAGUUUGGAAAGAAGUUGGUUGACAGGCUUAGAGAUAAUGGUGAACCAUUUAUCGCUCUCCAUUUAAGAUACGAGAAAGACAUGCUAGCGUUUACUGGCUGCAGCAACAAUUUGACUGCUGAAGAGGCUGAAGAACUUCGUAAGAUGAGAUGCAAAGUGAAACAUUGGAAGGAGAAAGAAAUAGACAGCAAGGAAAAGCGACUCCAAGGGGGCUGCCCCAUGUCCCCUAGGGAAGCUGCCUUAUUUCUUAAGGCGAUAGGUUAUCCCUCUACGACCAGAAUAUACAUUGUUGCAGGGGAAAUUUAUGGCAAUAACAGCAUGGAUGAAUUCCAUUCGCACUACCCAAAUGUGUUCUCUCACUCAACCCUUGCAACAAAUGAAGAGCUCGAGGCUUUCAAGAAUUAUCAAAACCGUCUUGCUGCUGUAGACUAUGUCGUAGCCCUUGAAAGCGAUGUUUUUGCUUACACUUACGAUGGCAAUAUGGCGAAGGCUGUGCAAGGUCAUAGAAGGUUCGAAGGAUUUCGAAAGACCAUUAGCCCCGACAGGUUCAAUUUUGUAAGAUUGAUCGACUCAUUAGAUAAGGGUGAUAUCUCUUGGGAAGAGUUUGCUUCAAAAGUUAAGGUCUUACAAUCCAACAGAUUAGGAGCACCUUACCUCAGACAAGCCGGUGAAUCACCAAGAUUAGAGGAGAACUUCUACGCAAAUCCUUUACCAGGUUGUUUAUGUAAUAGAUCAGAGGAAGAAGCCAGUAAACAGCAACUCAACAAGAGACCAAGUUUUAGAGUUGCUUCACAAAGAUAAGUAUUUCCCAAAUAUCAAUACUUGUUCUAUAAAUGACCUAUAAGGGGCUGCCAGAAGUCAGGUCUUUCGUUGCCCUUCAUACUGCAGCUUGAGCAGAAACUAAGAGAGAUUAUCGUAACAACCAAGCGGCACUGGAAGCAGAGAUGGUGGUGGUUUAUAAGAUGGACAAAAGACAGCAUAUACAAAGCAGAGAUAUACUCAAAUCAUUCUUUACACUGGAAUAUAGAAUUUUGAUUCAUUUAUUAUUUAAUUUUUGUUCCGAGUUGGUUUUGUGAUCCGUUUACCCUUUGGGUUCAACAAGGAUACAUAUGUAUACUGAUUCAUGAAAUGAUAUCCAAAUCUGUACACAGAUGCAGAAUUACUCUUUUUUGUCA